Messenger RNA from Ochlerotatus camptorhynchus, 1980 nucleotides. Its product is annotated as zinc finger protein 726-like. Gene Ontology annotation, biological process: regulation of transcription by RNA polymerase II. Lineage: Eukaryota; Metazoa; Arthropoda; Insecta; Diptera; Culicidae. The transcript has 4 exons. Gene Ontology annotation, molecular function: RNA polymerase II cis-regulatory region sequence-specific DNA binding; DNA-binding transcription factor activity; zinc ion binding. The record is from RefSeq and is a predicted model, not a curated record. Bases 195 to 1769 code for a protein of 524 amino acids. Gene Ontology annotation, cellular component: nucleus.
AAGAACGUUUGUACAAAUGUCAUUCUCGAAGGUGUCCAGUGCGAGGCGAGUCUCCCCUUUUCACUUUUUUCACGGAAAAUGUAAACAACUGUCAUCGAACCGAGAAUCGUAGCGUAAACAAAGCGCACAUAUUCAAUGAAAAAUAGGCGUUUCGUUAGCCAUCUUGAAUCGCACUUUUUCACCAGUUUUCCACCAUGGCACAAACCCUGCCGGAAGUCCCAUCCAAUGAUCCGACCCGUUUCUGCCGGUUGUGCUUCUCGCAGAAGAGCAUCCAUUGGGUAAUCCGUACGUUCGGCACUGAGGUGGAUCUUCCGUUCGUCAACACCAUCGGAGAGUGUGUGGGCCUAUGGCUUAGUUUGGAGGAGGACUUUCCCUGUGCCAUUUGCCGGCGGUGCACCAAGCGAUUGGAGGAGAUCAUACGGUUCCGGGAUAGUUGCCGCCGUUGUGACGAAGCGAUCCGGAACAAGCGCAGCGAGGACCCGUCGGCGCUGGUGUUGUUCUACGACUAUCCGGAGGAUAAGGUUUUCAUCAAUGGACCGGCCAAACCGGGGUUCCUCCCCGAUGAUCCAGAUUUUGAAAGCGAACCGAUUCUUCCGGAAGUCGUACUGGACGAGAGUGGUUCGAAUGAUUAUUCGAACUCGGACAAGCGAAUUCGGAUGAGUCGAACGGAGAAGCAGCUGGCACUGAAGAGUUACAUGGACUCGUACACCGCGUGGUCAUCGGAUCUCAAUCGUACCAAGGACGAUGACGAAAUGACGAUCGCCGCACCGGAAACCAUGGCACAGGAGAACCUUCCGGAGCUGAGUGUCCUUUGUGAGAAAUACGAAGUCACCGCCAGAGACUCCACCAAGCAAAAGUCCAAGAAAGAGCCGUUUAGCAUCAGCACAUACACCUGCUGCUUCUGCCAGCAGUCGUUCCGCACCAAGGAAGCCCUAAAAGGUCACAAACAGACCAAGCACAAUGGUUCCAAGAGGCAGACGCAGCAGAAAUCCAAAUGUCCCGACUGUGGACAAAUAUUCAUGUCCUUGUACCAGAUGCGGCUGCAUGCUGUCCGGCACAGGAGCAACCUGUUGAUAAGCUGCCCGACCUGUGGUAUUCAGUUCAUAUCGCAAAACGAACUGACGUCGCACCUCAAGAACAAGGGCUGCCGCUUGAAGCCGUUCGGCAAGUGUAAGUACUGCGAUAGAACGUUCUCCCGACGGGGUCGAUACAUCUUCCACCUCAAAAAGCUCCACCCGGACAAACCCAUUCCAAGCGUAAGUGGUGGGUCGAAAACGCCACGUGCCACGAUUCUACCAAAUCCGCAAUACACGGAUAUGAAAAGGACCGACAGCGGCGCUAACAGCCUGCCAAUCGAGGAGCACGGUCGCUUUGUAGUGAUGCUGGAGCCCCUUUCAUUAGGCGUCCCGUCUAAUCCGUCAAGCGAUGAGACAUCCAGCGAAUCACCAUUCAGCCCCCCCGAUGAGAAUGAAAAACUAGUUUGUACCCUCUGCUACGAGCGCUUCGAUGACUUGCCGGCCUACAAUACCCACCUGGCGGAGUGCUUCAAUCCGGAUGACCAAACCGGGCUGGCUCCACCGCCGUACAAGCUGUGCAAUUGUGAAGACUGUACGGUCGUGUUCGAGGCGGUCGAUCCCUUUGUGGAGCACCUCCGGGAGCACGAGCGACCGCUGCAGAUUAAACCGCAUGACUGUGUCCAGUGCAGCAGUGGCCGACAACCGAAAUUCCUGCUCCAUCCGCACAGCCCUUCGAUGAUUCUCGGCGACUAACGUCGCACGGUAAGGUAAUUAAAGUAUGUGUGUGUGUGUGUCUGUGUGUGGAAACUUCAUUUGAGGCGCUCAAUGUGACCCCAUUCGGAUAUGAAUGCCCCAUUGCAUCUCUCCCAUCAUCGUCGUUAUAGUGUAGUUAGUAGCUGUAGAAGUCCGAGUGCAAGCUUUUGGCCGAGCCUGAGCGAGUGUAGGGCACAUUAUUUAAUCGUUU